UGUGGCGCUGCGAGGUCCUCCUGCACUCAGAGGACGCAUGAGAGCCGAGGAUAGUCGGAGCAGACUGUAGCAAAGUUGGUGACACAGUCAGCCUACCUCCCAGAGUGACCAUGAGAGUCCUCCUACUCAUCUGUAUGCCAGUUCUGCUGCUCGCCCAGGCUCAGUACCAGGAACCAUUUCCUUUUUUGGAGGACUAUGGGCCGGAUUAUUUUCCAGACACUGACAAUCCUCAAUCUCCUGGAACCUACCAGCAGCAGGUUCGCCUCGAUCCAGUGGUCCGUCCAGAAAAAUCAGAGUCCGAUUUGGAGACGGAGCCAACAGAGCCUGGACCUCUUGAUUGCAGAGAGGAGCAGUAUCCGUGCACCAGACUCUACUCUGUUCACAAGCCAUGCAAGCAGUGCCUGAACAGCCUCUGCUUCUACAGUUUGCGACGGGUGUACGUCAUCAAUAAGGAGGUUUGCGUGAGGACUGUGUGCGCACAUGAAGAGUUGCUCAGAGCGGACAUGUGUCGUGAUCAGUUCUCUCGCUGCGGCGUGGCGGCGCUGAGCGGCCAGUGUGCAUCAAUAGGAGGAAGCUGUGGGAAGAGCUGUGGUGGCUGCUGAUCGAGAACAGAGUUCAGGGACACUACCUGCCCAGACACUGCCUCUUUUUCUACAACUCAUCCACAUCCUCUUGAUCUGUCCUUCUUCCUCCAUGUUUCUCCUCACUUUGCCUUUUGACUCCUGUAAAAGCUAUUACUCUUGUGCAAAAAGCUCUUGUUGUGUUCAUCUUUUCUUUCCACAUGUAUGUCUGCUCAGUAGAUCCUGUAUGUAUGGAUGAAUAACCUUCAAAAGAACAUUGAUGAUUGUAUAAAUCGCUGGUGCUAUAAAAUCUUCACACUGGUGCUAUAAAAUCUAUUAGAGAUGCACAUAAAACUGCAGAACAUCUUUUUGUUUUUAUCUUUUUUUGUUGUUUUUAGCAUAUUGUACCGUAUUAAUCUCAUGCUUUGUGUUUGUUGAUAUGUUACUGUACCUGUGUUUAAAAGCAGUCAUUCUCAUGAUGAUCAAGGUAUUAAUUGGUGGCCACUGUGCACUGACAUCAGACCAAACUAAUAAAUAUCCAGCCAUUAUAGAUCAUGAGAUGUGUGAAGAAGCAGGUGGUGAGUGACCUUAGUUUUUGUACUACUGCCACCUGGAUCUGUACUUAGCAACCAAGCAGCAAGCAUAUAUAUAUAUAUAUAUAUAUAUAUAUAUAUAUAUAUAUAUAUAUAUAUAUUCCAGUGGCAAUAAGUGCUUUAAAAGUGCUUCUCACAAACGGCCUCUGUACUACUGCUUUGUAAAACUGUCACUAUAAAGACUGAGAAAAAAAAAUAA
Molecule: messenger RNA, 1352 nt
Organism: Anoplopoma fimbria (sablefish)
Lineage: Eukaryota; Metazoa; Chordata; Actinopteri; Perciformes; Anoplopomatidae
Gene: mfap2
Product: microfibril associated protein 2
Exons: 9
Coding region: 111-602 (163 amino acids)
Biological process (GO): embryonic eye morphogenesis
Cellular component (GO): microfibril
Source: RefSeq, a predicted model, not a curated record